Molecule: messenger RNA, 2290 nt
Organism: Gaeumannomyces tritici R3-111a-1
Lineage: Eukaryota; Fungi; Ascomycota; Sordariomycetes; Magnaporthales; Magnaporthaceae
Exons: 2
Coding region: 124-720 (198 amino acids)
Source: RefSeq, a predicted model, not a curated record
GCGGCGGACAGGGCAAGGCUAGCACGCUAGGCAAGGCAGGGCAAGGCGAGGCAGGGGGGCGCGCGCAUCGUGGAUGCUUCACAGCGUACGGCCGUGCAAGGGGGCGGUAGAGGAGGGGCGUUUAUGUUGAUCCCCGACAGGGCUCGAGAGAGGAGGGGCCAAUCCGGGACCCCCGCGCGACGCUUGGUGGUGGGGAUCCUUCCCUUGAGUCGGGCUGGCUGGGUGAAAGGGAGAGGAAGCAUGGGGGAUUUUGGUCUUCGUUUUGUCCCAAAGAAGGAAGUUUGGGAGACCCGAGACCGAGGGGUUGGUCGUGUGGGAGUGGGAGUGUGUGUUGGAAGGGAUAAGCGCGUGGAGGAGAAAAAAAAAAGCAUAUUGCGCACUCCUUCACUGGCCUUGCCGACAGAGCCGCACGUCCAUCACAAACUCCGGCUAGGGGGGAUGAGGUUUACCGCAAAGGAUCACUCGGCGAGGAGAGGGAGGGUUUUGGUGAUCACCUAUCAGAAAACCUCUCCCCUGAACGCGGACUCCGGGGAGAUCAUGGACAUGAGGUCACCGGUCCAACUUUCCAGUGGCCUGCGGGAUAGAGAUCGGCCGAUGGGGGUUCCAGAGGGCCAAUAUCCAGCACACAUUCGCCACGCCGAGCACUCGCGGAAACCAAUAUUCUGUCGAGCUCUGUCCGGUUUGGGGGAGGCGGCCCGGGUCCAAGCACCGCCCAUGUGAAUCGACGGGGGUUUUUCUGUCUUGUCGACUCAUGACGGCAUCAAACAGGGUUGGGCAAACAAGAGCAGGAGACAUCACCGCCCACGUGGGAAAGAAACAGCGUCAAACCCGAAAGGCGUCUCAAGACCCUCCACAGGGAGACGUUUGCCGUCACAACCACCCCUGAGGAUGGAAGCAAAACAAACAAAUUCCAAGAGAGAAACACAAUACCAAGACGCUUGGUGGUGAGCUAUGUCUUUGCUUCUUGCUGCUCUGCCCGCCACCAGCAAAGCAAAGACAACAAAAAAAAAAGAAAAAAAACGUGCAACGAAAAACACACGCAUAAACACCAUGGUUCACCCGCUAGAGGCCGUUCAACCGCACGCCCAAGGGGGAAAGGGAAGGGCUUCACACGGACGAUCUGGUGCCUGGAUAGGAAUAUCGCGAUAACGAAUGUCCUUCCGAAUCCAGGCUGGCGCCGCUCUUCCCUCAGCGCCACGCCCGCCGCCUGGCCGGUGUGCGAGUGUGCGUGCGUGUGUGCGUCCGAAGCAUGAGUGCCCGACAUGCUUUAGCUAGUCGGGUACCUAGCUCCCUCCCUACGUGAGUAGGUCGGCUAGUGCCCUUCUUUCCUCUCCCCUCCCCCCUGCGUGCAAGGGAAAGAGUGGGCUUUCUUUGGUCCCGCCUCUCCGCAAGGCGCGAGACGAGAAAAAGAAGAGAGAAAAAAAAGAGGCGGGUGGCAUCCAGAGUGCCAGGCAGGCGAGCCAGUUCACUGGAUGGGCUCCUCCCGCAAGGGGAGGGAGGGGUGGUGGGAACUGGGGGCCUCGGAUGAUCUCCAGUGCGCUACGGGAGACGCUGAGGCGCAUCCGAGAUUGCCCUGGGCAUCGGCAUCGAGAUGGGAUUUGCUUGUUGUGUUGCUGUGUGAUGUGUUUGGUGGGAAGCAGGGAACAAGAAAGCACACGCCCCCCUUUAUUUUGGGACAGGUGGUUGAUGAUUUGCUGUCUUUGGUAGCUGGAAGGACGGGAAGUAUUGUCUAUGAUCCCUGGCAGAGCCUAGGCAGAGAUGGGCUUGCCCAAGUGCCCUGGUCCGGCUCUGGGGGAAUAUUGGUGUUUUCCUUUUUGCUGUGACGAGGGUUGGAUAGGUAGGUGUACAGGGUCUGAGGGUGUACUGGAUACUGGAUGUACCUCUGUACUUGGCAGGUUCACAAUAUGCCCGCCCCCCAUUUGACGGCUGGCACGGGACAGGCCAGCAUCGCUUGGCCCUGAAGAUCCCUCGUCCUGGUCCCUCCCCAAGCCGCAACAGGGAAUCCUCCGGGGCGGGGGACCGGCGCGGUUACAUAGCACGUCUCGCGGUGGGCCGUGGCGCGCUAGCCUGUUCGGGAGCUGUUAAGCGUGGAGCGUCGUAUUGGGGCAAGCCCUUUCGGCAUCUCGAGGAACCGUCGUGUCGGGAGGGGGAUCGACUGAUUUGCGCCUGGGGAGGGGUGUGUGUUUUGUGGGAUGGGAGGAGAGUGGGUCUUGUAGCUACUUUGUUCACACGGUAAAGUGAAGGAGAAAAAGCAAAAAUGCCAUGCAGGAGGAUUCAAAAUGAGAAGGGG